Molecule: messenger RNA, 592 nt
Organism: Crotalus tigris (Tiger rattlesnake)
Lineage: Eukaryota; Metazoa; Chordata; Lepidosauria; Squamata; Viperidae
Product: sodium channel protein type 4 subunit alpha A-like
Exons: 4
Coding region: 23-487 (154 amino acids)
Biological process (GO): neuronal action potential; membrane depolarization during action potential; sodium ion transmembrane transport
Cellular component (GO): voltage-gated sodium channel complex; axon; plasma membrane
Molecular function (GO): voltage-gated sodium channel activity
Source: RefSeq, a predicted model, not a curated record
UGUUCUUGUCAACUGUGUUUUUAUGGCUUUAAACACUCCUCCAACUGAUGGAAACACUACUGAAAUUAUUUUCACAAGCAUUUAUACGGUGGAGUUCAUAGUCAAAGUGGUAGCACGAGGAUUUGUUUGUAAUGAAUUCACUUAUCUGCGAGAUCCUUGGAAUGUGUUGGACUUCUUUGUUUUAAUUAUGACAUAUCAAGAAUUUGGCAGCAUUUCAGCUCUCCGAAUUUUCAGGAUACUGAGAACUUUAAAGGCAGUUUCUGUAAUUCCAGGCUUGAAAGUCAUUAUAUCUUCCCUUCUUCAGUCAGUGAAAAAACUUGCAAAUGUGAUGUUGCUGACAGUUUUCUUCUUGGCUGUGUUUGCACUGGUUGGUCUUCAGCUCUUCAUGGGUAACUUAAAAUAUAAUUGUGUUUCCUGUUUGGUUCUUUCUGAAAACCUCAUCAAGAACAAAAAUGAUUGUUUAUUAAAGGAUACAGGUAAUGUAUAAGUUUCUAUCUUUUGGUAAGCUCUGUGUCAUACCUGUUUUAAAUCAUUUAUUGUAUUAAUAACUAUAUUAACGCCAUUUAUUUGUGAACCAUUUGCAACAAAAAGU